AUGAGGCUGGUUAGUCUACUUCAAUUUGCUUUUGCUCUCCUUUCGGGCUCAGUAAGUGGUCAACGCGACUCGGACCUCUACACUCAAGCGGGGUAUCAUGUGGUGUUCUCGUAUCGCGGAAUAGAGCCUCCAACCCAGCUGCUCGAUCUCAUCAAGCAAGGGAAAGUCGGUGGAAUCAUUUUUUUUCGCGAAAAUGUCAAUCAAGAGCUCCCGCAGGUCAUCACCCGGCUUCAAGACACUUACCGUCAAAGUGUUGCCUACUCGGGACGGCCGCUCCUAAUGAUGGUCGACCAGGAGGGAGGCCGUGUCCGCCGACUUCCCGGGGGACCAAAUGCAACGGCCAAAGCAAUCGGACAAUCUCGUUAUCCUCUGUUUAAGGCGAUUGAAGCAGGGAAAGAGGCAUCUCAUGUUCUGAAAGCCCAUAAAGCCAAUACCAAUCUCGCCCCAGUGCUCGACGUGUAUCGCAAAGAGGGUAAUUUUAUCGACGAAUACCAAAGGUCAUACAGCAACGACUCACACAUCGUAGGCCUCUGCGCCAUGGGGUUCAUCACUGCGCAACGGGAAUCCGGGAUUAUCUCCACGGCAAAGCACUUUCCCGGCCUUGGGGCUGGCACCAAGAACACGGACUUGGAACCAGACACCAUUGACCUUACGCUCGACGAACUUCGCUUGGUGGAUAUGGCUCCAUACCUGGGCGCAAUCGCAGCGGGCGUAGAUAUGAUCAUGCCUUCUUGGGCAAUCUACCCGGCGGUCGAUCCCAAAUUCCCAUCUGGCCUGAGUAAAGCGUGGAUCAAAGGAGAGCUUCGGAACACGCUUGGAUUCAAAGGUGUGACUGUGACCGAUGCCCUGGAGGCGGGGUCUCUGAAGGCCUUUGGAAAUGACGCAAGUCGUGGAGUAUUGGCGGCACAGGCCGGCAUGGACAUCAUCCUAGCCUCUGCGCGCAACGUAAGUCAAGGCGAAUCCAUUGUGAACGCGCUCGUAAACGGGUUGAAGGACGGAUCUGUGCCGAAGGAGGAGUUUGAUCAAGCGACAGAACGGAUCAUGAAGCUUCGUCGCCGGCUUCGUUUCUGA
Messenger RNA from Ophidiomyces ophidiicola, 1071 nucleotides. RefSeq lists its product as uncharacterized. The transcript has a single exon. The record is from RefSeq and is a predicted model, not a curated record. NCBI's taxonomy places the organism in Eukaryota, Fungi, Ascomycota, Eurotiomycetes, Onygenales, Onygenaceae. Gene Ontology annotation, molecular function: hydrolase activity, hydrolyzing O-glycosyl compounds. Gene Ontology annotation, biological process: peptidoglycan turnover; carbohydrate metabolic process. The coding region runs from base 1 to 1071 and encodes 356 amino acids.